Messenger RNA from Arachis ipaensis, 834 nucleotides. The record is from RefSeq and is a predicted model, not a curated record. Lineage: Eukaryota; Viridiplantae; Streptophyta; Magnoliopsida; Fabales; Fabaceae.
AUGGUGGAAGAGAUGUCAUCACCGAACAUUGCUGCAAUGUUAGAUAAAACGGAAGAGCUUGAUCUGAUAAUUAAAGAGCAAGAGGUGAUUUUGUUGAAGAUCAACGAUCUCAACAAGAAGCUUAAAACAUCUCCUCAAGUAGUUGAGAACCCCAACGACAAUUCAUUAGAACUCCUUAAAUUGUGGUACACUCAGGCUAUGAAUCUAUCCAACUGCGAAGCAAAUAUUUGUGACUUGCUGGCAAACCAACUGGAUGCCCUUCUAGAAUUGCAACAACCAUCGCCGCCGCCGCUGCCGCAACAGCAGAAAAGAAUGGCCAAAGCACGUGUGGAACAACCGAAACGACAGAAACAAGUGAAAAGCUUGUCCAACCCUUCUUCUAUAACAGGGAGCCUAGAGGGGAAGGAGGUAGCAGCUAAGGUCAUGCCACAAAACUUUGAAAAAGGAGAGUGGAUUAUUGCGAGAGUGGUUCGUUUCGAUGAGGAAUCGAAAGAGUUUGAAGUUGUUGAUGAGGAGCCUGAUAAUGACGAUGCUAAAGAAGUUGAAAGUGGUGAGAAGAAAUAUAAGGUUCCCAUGAGAAGCAUCAUUCCUUUUCCUAGCAGUAAUGAUCCAACUAGUGCACCAGAAUUUUCUCCUGGAACAUAUGUUUUGGCAGUGUAUCCAGGAACAACUACACUGUAUAAAGCAAGGGUUGUGCGGGGCCAUAAUAAGCGGAAGAAACAUGAUUAUGUGUUGGAGUUUGAUGAUGAUGAGAAUGAAGAUGGAACUCUCCCUAAAAGGAAAGUGCCAUUCCACAAAGUCGUUGCUUUUAUUGCUGAGGGAGACGGCCAAUGA